Messenger RNA from Onychostoma macrolepis, 2133 nucleotides. RefSeq names its product deoxyhypusine synthase (gene dhps). Gene Ontology annotation, biological process: peptidyl-hypusine biosynthetic process. NCBI's taxonomy places the organism in Eukaryota, Metazoa, Chordata, Actinopteri, Cypriniformes, Cyprinidae. Gene Ontology annotation, molecular function: deoxyhypusine synthase activity. The transcript is spliced from 10 exons. Gene Ontology annotation, cellular component: cytoplasm. The coding region runs from base 170 to 1261 and encodes 363 amino acids. The record is from RefSeq and is a predicted model, not a curated record.
CCACUCAACGCAAUCGCGUUUGGUAUUUAGCUUGUACCGCCGCGCUUGCCGUAGUUGUUUGGAACAUGUGGACGAUCAAGUGUGCAGCGCUCUGACUGAGGCCAGAAAUAACAGAAAUAAAGUACAUUAACAAGCCGGGUGUUACAUACGUAACGGUUGGGCUGGGGCGAUGAUGGCCGAUCAUCAGGCUCCGUCCGUGGCGAGGGACGCGGUGUUGAAGGAGAGCAUCUCUCUGCCGGAGGACAUGCCUCAGAUUAGAGGCUAUGACUUUAACCAGGGCGUGGACCACAGAGCCCUGCUGCAGUCCUUCCUCACCACGGGCUUCCAGGCCAGCAGCUUCGGCCUGGCUGUGCAGGAGAUCAACAAGAUGAUAGAGAAGAGACUGGAGCCGGUGCAGGAGGAGCAUGAGGACUGCGAUUCACAUACAUCGGCUUCAGGAUGCACCAUUUUCUUGGGCUACACAUCCAACCUGAUCAGCUCCGGUGUGCGAGAGAGUAUUCGCUACCUCGCACAGCACAGAAUGGUAGAUGUGAUAGUGACCACAGCAGGAGGGAUUGAGGAAGACUUUAUCAAAUGUUUAGCACCCACUUACCUCGGUGAGUUCAGUCUAAAAGGCAAAGAGCUACGACAGCAAGGCAUUAAUAGAAUAGGUAAUCUCUUGGUACCAAAUGAUAAUUACUGUAAGUUUGAAGACUGGCUGAUGCCUAUUCUGGACCAAAUGGUGCUAGAACAAAAAACAGAGGGCACACACUGGACACCCUCCAAAAUGAUCCACAGACUAGGCAAAGAAAUCAACAACCCAGACUCUGUGUACUACUGGGCUUAUAAGAAUGACAUCCCAGUGUUUAGUCCCGCCCUCACUGACGGCUCAUUGGGUGAUAUGAUCUAUUUCCACUCGUAUAAGAACCCUGGCCUGGUGCUUGACAUUGUGGAGGAUAUUCGACGUUUGAACAGCAAAGCGGUGUUUGCCAAGACCACAGGGAUGAUCGUUCUCGGAGGAGGCCUCGUCAAACAUCACAUCGCCAACGCUAAUCUCAUGAGGAAUGGAGCAGAUUUUGCGGUGUUUGUCAACACCGGCCAGGAGUUUGACGGCUCGGAUUCCGGCGCUCGGCCAGAUGAAGCCAUUUCAUGGGGAAAGAUCCGCAUGGACGCCACACCUGUAAAGGUCUACGCUGAUGCUUCUAUAGUCUUUCCGCUUUUAGUGGCUGAAACUUUCGCACACAAUGCCAGCAGGUUGAUCAAGGAAAAGAAGAGCGAUUGAUGCUUUUCUCUUGUGAAAGCUAUUUAAACGUUUUACCUCGCCUCACUGUUUUCCCGUUUGCUUGUUUUUCAGUGCAGAUGGUUUGAAUGCUCAAUUUCAAUUCAUGAAAUCCUACAUAAUUAUCCAUUUAAACAUUAGUUUCUAAUGGUCUUUGUGUGCUUUUGUCUGGCAAAAUAUGUUCAAAAACAACUUUACUAGAUUGAAGUUGCAUUCAAUUAUUUAUGUUUACCAGAUUUUUAUGUUUAUUUUUUUAGUUUACUAGGUUUUAUGUUUAAUUCUGUACCUUUAUGAGAUGGUACAAUGUGUAUUUUAUUGCAUUGCAUCCUUCAGUGUUAAUGCACAACAUCUUGUGUGCUGUUUGUGUAUUUUAUUUUAUCUGGAUGUUUGUAACCUACAUUAUUUUAUUAUUAUACCUAAAUUGCAUGAACAAUAAAUGAGUCAUCAACACCUACUGAAAUAUUGAAUAAUGUAAUAGAAUGUAUAAAAAAAGGUUUUAUUUCUUUUUAUUUAUUAACACAUUAUACACACUUGGGAUGAGUAAGAUUUUUGAUGUCUUUAAAGGCAUGUCUUAUGCUUAUCAAGGCUGCAUUUAUUUGAACAAAACUAUAGAAAAAAAGUUAUAUUUUGAAAUAUUAUUGCAAUUUAAAACAAUGGUUUUCUAUUUUAACAUACUUUAUAAUCUAAUUUAUUCCUGUGAUGCAAAGCUGAAUUUUCAGCAUCAUUACAUCCUUCAGGAAUCAUUCUAAUAUGCUGAUUUAUCAAUAUUGGAAACAGUUAUGCUGCUUAAUUUUUUUUUUUUUUUUUUGGAACCUGUGAUACUUUUUCAGGAUUCCUUGAUGAAUAUAUAGUGAAAAAUAAAUAAAUAAUUUAAA